This is a messenger RNA of Musca domestica (house fly), 768 nucleotides long. RefSeq lists its product as uncharacterized. The record is from RefSeq and is a predicted model, not a curated record. The transcript has 2 exons. Bases 169 to 558 code for a protein of 129 amino acids. NCBI's taxonomy places the organism in Eukaryota, Metazoa, Arthropoda, Insecta, Diptera, Muscidae.
UAAGUUAAUAUCAAAUCACAGCAAAAAAAAAAGAACAUCUAAAACGAAAAGUUAUGAAGAUUUGUAAAGACGUAACAACGAGACAGGCAAUUGUUGCUGCAGCCACAUUUCAACGGAGUCGGCCACUAAGUAAAGAAUCAAGUGCGGAAAUCGCGAUAAAACGACAUUAUGUUGCAAGUUACAAUAUUUUCAUUGGCAUUCUGUGUGCUUCUCAACGCUCACAUUAUAAACGGCCAAUUAGUGAAUAGUACCACCCUACAAGAUCCCGAAAUUCAGGAAGCCCUACAAUUCUCACAAUCCAUUGUAAAUACGGCACAAUUGUAUAUUCAAUAUGACUUACCCAUCGAAGCCCGGCCAGAAGGUGAAGUUAUUCUGGCACAGGUCAAACAGGGUCUGGCAAAAUGUGAAGCCCUCAUCGAUUCGAUACUGAAUAUUUGGGAAUACAAGCAAUGUGCCAGUAUUUUGCUAAGGGAUGCUAUGGCUGCUUUGUCAUCGUUGCAGGGAAAAUAUCGACCAUACUUGGCAUCGUCGGCUAGUCGGCCAUCGUUAUUUUGGUGAAGGAACAUUUUAAUUACAGCCACUGCAAUUUUAAAUUUAGUAAAAUUAAUUAUUGAAAUUAUAAUAUAUGGCUCAGAAGAGGUCAGUUGCGCCAAUAUGUUUUAAAAAUAAAUUUAAAUAAUCGGAAAAAAUGUAAGUGUAUUUUUCCAUGACUAUAUAUUUUCAGAUAAAUUCCAGAUUGAAAAAAAACACGAACUAAAAUUUGAAUUA